CCAGAAUCCGCACGAAGCGGACCGAUUUCUCCUCUGAUAACUAUAAAUUCUCCUCCUACUUCAUCCCGAUUCAUCAUCAGAAAUCUCAAGUCUCACAUCAUUCAGUCAGUCGCACACAUAAAUUCUGUGAUUAGAAGCAAAAAUGUCUCUGAUCCCAAGCUUCUUCGGGCGCCGCAGCAGCAACGUGUUCGAUCCAUUCUCCCUCGAUGUUUGGGAUCCUUUUCAGGACUUUCCUCUCUCCACCAACUUCCCCUCCUCCGCGCGUGAAACCACUGCGGUGGCGAAUGCCCGCAUCGACUGGAAAGAGACGCCGGAAGCUCAUCUCUUCAAGGUUGAUGUUCCCGGAUUGAAGAAGGAAGAAGUCAAGGUUGAGGUUGAGGAUGGUGGAAUUCUCCAAAUCAGUGGGGAGAGAAGCAAGGAGCAGGAAGAGAAGAAUGACAAGUGGCACCGUGUGGAAAGGAGUAGCGGCAAGUUUUGCCGCCGCUUCAGGCUGCCGGAGAAUGCGAAGCUGGAGCAGGUGAAGGCGGCGAUGGAGAAUGGGGUGCUCACGGUGACUGUGCCCAAGGAGGAAGUUAAGAAGCCUGAAGUGAAGGCUAUUGAUAUCUCUGGUUAAUUACAUUAUCAUCUUUAAUCUAUUGAAAUGUUAUUUAUUAGUACUAUUAUGAUAAAAGAGUGAUAUUGAACUCAUAAAUGAUGUGAAAUUUUAAUACCGACUGUAAUGAACUCCUUUUUAUAUUUGUA
Salvia hispanica is the source of this 741-nucleotide messenger RNA. Its product is annotated as 17.3 kDa class I heat shock protein-like. The record is from RefSeq and is a predicted model, not a curated record. Lineage: Eukaryota; Viridiplantae; Streptophyta; Magnoliopsida; Lamiales; Lamiaceae.